This is a messenger RNA of Cantharellus anzutake, 1151 nucleotides long. RefSeq lists its product as uncharacterized. Bases 1 to 888 code for a protein of 295 amino acids. The transcript has 9 exons. Gene Ontology annotation, biological process: proteolysis. Lineage: Eukaryota; Fungi; Basidiomycota; Agaricomycetes; Cantharellales; Hydnaceae. The record is from RefSeq and is a predicted model, not a curated record. Gene Ontology annotation, molecular function: tripeptidyl-peptidase activity; serine-type endopeptidase activity.
AUGGUUCCCUCGUUGGCAUUGCUCGUUUCUGCUCUCCCCUUAUUGAGUUGGGUGUGCGCCGCACUUCCAGCACCCCAUUUUGUCGAGAAGAGCUCGAUCCGACUGCCUCGGGGAUGGACCCACCAUGGCAUUCCUCGCCUCGCACUCCCAUCACUCUCCGUUUUGGGCUCACCUAGCCUUACUUUCACCCACUUAAGCAAAGAAGAGGUCGAAGAUAUCAUCCUGCUCGAAUCUUUUCUUGUCUCGCACGGCAUCGAUAUCACACGCGACGCACUCCAACGAACACCCGCAAGUGAUUGGAUCUCACUCAAGACCACCAUUGAAAUCGCAGAGAAACUUCUCGACACAACCUUUUCAAUAUAUGCGAACCACGAGACCAGACUCACUGCGAUUCGUACAACGUCAUAUAGUCUUCCUGCUCACCUACACGACCAUAUCGACGUCGUUCAGCCUACGAACUACUCCCCUUCUGUUGAUGAUGGCGCCUUCAACCAGCAAAGCGCUCCCGCCCCAGUACCAUCACCACAACCAAACAUGUCACUCCCAGAGCUUAAAGCGCUCUAUUGCACCGAUGCAUACAAGGCUAAAGGAACGCGAAGUUCAAUCGGUAUCACCGGGUACCUCGAGCAAUAUGCGAACCUUGCUGACCUCAAACAGUUUUAUUCCAUUUUCCAUCCUCCAGCGCUGAAGAGUAUCCUCCAUGUGGGGCUUAUCAACGGAGCAAUCAACUCUCAGAACAUUUCCGAGGCUGGCAUCGAGGCUAAUUUGGAUGCCCAAUUCGCGGGAGGGAUAUCGUACCCUGUCAAGCAAAUACUCUACAGUACAUAUGGUCGCGGCCAAAAUACGAACCGGAGCAUCAGCUAUGAGGACAAUGGGAAUGAACCGUGAGUGGAUGCCAAACCCAUAUUCAUAUGACUCAACUAAAUAAUCACAAUCCACAGCUACGACGUUCUUCUCACUUACCUCAGGAAGAAAACGAAGGAUCUUCCUCAAGUGUUGACACCAGUUAUGGUGAGUCUCUGCAUCCUAUUUUCCCUGGACCCAACAAUUUCACUCUAACACUCAUGUGGGGAACCGCGGAAUUUCCGAAUCUAUAUGCAGGUGAGGAUGAGGAUACAGUUCCAAUCAACUACGCCCGACGUGUGUGCAAG